Messenger RNA from Necator americanus (New World hookworm), 207 nucleotides. RefSeq lists its product as uncharacterized. Bases 1 to 207 code for a protein of 68 amino acids. The record is from RefSeq and is a predicted model, not a curated record. The transcript is spliced from 2 exons. Lineage: Eukaryota; Metazoa; Nematoda; Chromadorea; Rhabditida; Ancylostomatidae.
AUGCAGCUGUUACAUGGAUCAAAGGAGAAAAAUAAAUGGAUUAUCAGGAGAUUUCAAUCAAUGGCAUACUCCUAUCUCAUGAUACUGCUUACGUCUUGUGUCAAACGAACCGGCAGUUUUUCAAUUCUCGGCAAUCACAGCGGAUCACAUUCGCAACUUGAGAACGAAGGUUGCCAUGAGGUAGACGAACAUCGUUGCGCUUUCUGA